Xenopus laevis (African clawed frog) is the source of this 2607-nucleotide messenger RNA. RefSeq names its product trimethyllysine hydroxylase, epsilon L homeolog (gene tmlhe.L). The record is from RefSeq and is a predicted model, not a curated record. Lineage: Eukaryota; Metazoa; Chordata; Amphibia; Anura; Pipidae. Gene Ontology annotation, biological process: carnitine biosynthetic process. The transcript is spliced from 10 exons. Gene Ontology annotation, molecular function: 2-oxoglutarate-dependent dioxygenase activity; iron ion binding; oxidoreductase activity. Gene Ontology annotation, cellular component: mitochondrion. The coding region runs from base 288 to 1553 and encodes 421 amino acids.
CGCUGUGAGUCCUGCCCCUCUAUGUACCGUUCCUGUCUGCCUUCAUUUCCGUGGCAGCAUGGGAGCUCUACUGUUUGCUCUUGGCGACUGCAUGAGCUGCUGAGAAGCAAGAAACAAACAGACAACAGUGUGUUCAUUAGUCUGCUAGAAAACAAGCAACCUUUGAUACCUUAAAUGACAAGGAGCAAAAGUAUCCAGUACAGACUUACUUGCUGGAGGCAGAGCAAACUGGACGAUAUAAACAGAACAAGACAAAGAGGGUCCAGCAUAAUCUUGUUACGGGCACAAUGUGGUGUCGCAGGCUGGCAGGUUUUUAUCCAGUUGCAAAAGCACUGCAAACCCUUGUGGUCAGAAAACAGGUUUUAAGACCAUCCAUCUUCCAUAAGAAUGUUACAUCUGUACAUCGCUGGUUCAGUACAUCACCAGAGGUUAAUGUCUGCUCUUGGGUUCUUCACAAUGAUCACCUUGAGAUACUUUAUUCUGGAACCUGUAUGCGCUUUAAUUAUGUGUGGUUGCGUGAUCAUUGUCGCUCAGCUUCCUGUUUCAAUGCCAAAACCAACCAGCGUAGCUUGGACACAGCCAGCGUGGAACUCGAUAUCCAACCGGCUCAGGUGCGAGCGGAUGAGACCACUCUAUACCUCACUUGGCCAGAUGGUCACAUGACCAGAUAUGGGCUAGAAUGGUUGGUGCAAAAUAGCUAUGAAGGUCAGAAGCAUCAGCUGAUCCAGCCUCGAAUCUUGUGGAAUGAAAGGAUCUACAAAGAGGCAAAUGUCCCAUCUGUCAGCUAUUCAGAGUUUCUGGAAACAAACGAGGGACUGAGAGAAUUCCUGCAGAAUUUCUUGCUGUAUGGCAUAGCUUUUGUUGAUGAUGUUCCAGCAACCCGAGAGGAUACAGAGAAAGUAGCAGAGAGAAUUAGCCAUAUCAGGGAAACUAUCUAUGGUAAGAUGUGGGAUCUUACUUCUGACUUCUCACGUGGAGACACAGCUUACACUAAAUUAGCCUUGGAUCGUCACACAGAUACCACAUACUUCCAAGAGCCUUGUGGCAUGCAACUAUUCCACUGUGUGCGGCAUGAGGGGACUGGGGGUCGAACGCUGUUAGUGGAUGGAUUCUAUGCAGCUGAUCAAGUCCGUCGCCAACAUCCAGAUGAAUUUGAACUGCUCAGCAACAUACCUCUGAAACACGAAUAUAUUGAGAACAUGGCAGGAAGUAAUAAUCACAUGGUGGGGAUCGGUCCUGUGUUAAACGUUUACCCAUGGAAUAAAGAGCUUUAUAUGAUUAGGUACAACAAUUAUGAUCGGUCUGUGAUCAGCACUGUGCCUUAUGAUGUAAUACAGAAAUGGUAUAAUGCACAUCGUAAGUUGACCAAUGAACUGAGAAGGCCAGAGAAUGAAUUAUGGGUAAAAUUAAAACCAGGAAAGGUAUUGUUUGUUGAUAAUUGGAGGGUCUUGCAUGGAAGAGAGUCCUUCACAGGAUACAGACAGAUUUGCGGCUGCUAUCUCACACGAGAUGAUGUCCUGAACACGUCACGCUUACUGGGACUAAAGGCUUGAAGGCAUCACAACUGUACAACUUACAUUCAGACCAAAAUCAGCACACAAAGGAAUUGAUCAUAGGAUUUUACAUUGUAAAUCAGCAAAGAAAACCUAAUUUUUAAAGCCUGCUGUACUUUUAUCAAGAAUACAGAAAAACGCUGCUUAAUCCAAUGGAUUAUUCACCUUUUAAUGUUUUUUUUUUUAAAUUGGCACAAUAUGUUAUAUUUCUUGAUUUUAAUACUUAGAACUAUUUAAAAAAUAUAUUUUAAUGUCUUAAAAACAAUAUUGCAGAUAUUUACAAAAUCUGAAACUCAUAAAGCUUUGCAUACAAUUUUGCAGUCACCUCAUAGAGGGGUGUAAAGUGAGGGCUAAUUGAAUUUGCUCUUUUCUUUAUUAGACAAGCCACAUAGCCUGUAAAUUCUCACUAUAAUUUAUCCCAUAGGAAGCAAUGAUUUAUGUAUGUAUUUGCAGUUUAGCCCUGCACUUAAGUAUGAUAAUAAUGAUCACAGCUGAAGGAAGAAGGCUACGUCCAUAGCAAAGGAAUAGCCUAUGAAAUGUACAGGAUGAUGUACUCUGAAGAUACUUCCAAUUUAACAUUAAGGGAACAUUAUUUUCCCUGGCAGCUAAAGACCAACAAAUUUCACGUAUAAUUUUAGGAAGCUGUGGACAAUUUACAGCAUACUCUGAGAGUAAAUUGAAUUAAGUUCUAUGUAAUUAUAUAUAACUAGACAUUAAACCCGUUAAAUUAACGGGCGCUAGAACAUAUGUAGUCAAACAUUUAUAAAAACAGAAUUGUUCUAGUCUAAAUAAAAUUCGCCAGAGACGGUCCGUGGGGCACAUGCGCAGUAGCGCAAUCCCACGAACACAGGGACUGGACGCAGAGACACUUCAACUUUAUUAUAUAGGAUGUAUAUCUAAUUAUAGGUUUUGUGGAUCCCACCCAGCUCUUCACCAGUGCCUUUCUUGGCCAUGUUAGCUCUUACAGUACCUUUUAGGUAUUCUCUGAAUGUUUCAUUUUUACUGUUAAAUGGCACUAACUUAUGUAUUGUAUUAAAGUUAGUAUAGUAUUAAA